This is a messenger RNA of Cinara cedri, 999 nucleotides long. The record is from the annotation of a GenBank genome assembly. Lineage: Eukaryota; Metazoa; Arthropoda; Insecta; Hemiptera; Aphididae.
AUGGACGACGAACCCGCGCCGGUAUUCGCGCCCCGUAUCAAGGAAAGUCUUUUGCAACGGAUGCAAGACAACUUGUUCGUGCCUAUCGGUAUAUAUUAAAAUGUUACUACGUAUAAUAGAGUUCGGACGUUGUAGGCGUUUGAUUUUCCGUUUUCGGUUUUCCUACUGCAGGUCCAAUUUACUUCGGCGUCGGUUUUUUUUUUUUGAAAUUUUUAACUCUCAAAUUAGGUGGUUUUCGUUUUCCAAGCCUCUCUGGUGCAGUUUAAGUUUUCCUAGGCCCUCGCAUUACUUUUACUCAUACACCCUACGAUUUGGACCGUGGCGUAUUCUGCUCUUGGUCUUCCUCUUCAAAUGUAUCCUCCUUAAGUAUCUCCUUCAAUUAUUGUCUUUACCGAGUUCCCGAGUUCUCGAUAUGUGCCCUGUCACUGCAACUCUACUGGACCGAAACAUUUCUACGAGUGUUGUUUUUUCCUUUAGCCUAUCCAAUACGUCCUCUGUAUCGUAACCCUCUCGGUCAAGAAGAUAACCUUAAAUGUUUUCCCGAAGCACCGCAAUGUUUUUCAGACUACUGUUUUUCAUUGGGUCAAUUGCCCAGGCUUCACACCCAAAGACCGCAACACUCCAUACGUAAUUUUUAGGAAUUUCUUCCUCGGGCCGACUCUAUUAAUACACUUAUGAAUACGUUUGUGGCUUUUAUCUGCGGGGAAAGUUCUUUUUAUUUGCGCUAUCUUACAGAUCAUAUUUGUUUUGCCGGUAGCCUGAUAUCCUUCAUAUCAAUGUGAAAAACUCGAAUAUUAAUUGUAUAAUAAUAUAGUUAAUCUAUAAAUUACAGGUGCCAUUUUGACCGUGGGUUGUUACGCUGUAGGACUGAAGUCUUUGGUGGACGGACGGUCCAUGUUGGGACAAAAGAUGAUGUACUGCCGUUGUUUGUUCCAGGGGGUCGCGGUGUCCGCGAUGUUUUUCGACCAAUUUACUCGAAAGUCGAAAAGCGAUCGGUAG